Cannabis sativa is the source of this 3007-nucleotide messenger RNA. Its product is annotated as RNA-binding protein involved in heterochromatin assembly dri1. Lineage: Eukaryota; Viridiplantae; Streptophyta; Magnoliopsida; Rosales; Cannabaceae. The coding region runs from base 902 to 1726 and encodes 274 amino acids. The record is from RefSeq and is a predicted model, not a curated record. The transcript is spliced from 7 exons. Gene Ontology annotation, cellular component: cytoplasm. Gene Ontology annotation, molecular function: mRNA binding.
UGGGAAUGUAAUGGUUGCCGGAAUAGGAACUACGCUUUCAGGUUUUUCUGUAAUAGGUGUAAGCAACCUCGUAUUCUCGUCGAUAAUAAGACCCCAGCUGAUUCUAAAUGGCUUCCUCGAAUCGGCGAUUGGAUCUGCUCCGAGUUGGUGGGAUUUUCUUGGUGGCCAAACAGGGGAAUUCUUCCCCCUUUUUGUACUGCUGAAUCAAGUUGUUCUUGAUGGUUUUUAUACAUGUUUCAUAUGAAAGCUAAACUGGGUAGAUAAUAGAUUCUUGACUGGAAAAUUUGCCAAACUAACAACAUGAAAAUGUUAAAUUAGCAAAAUAACCACAUUGAACUUGGGCUGUGCCACUGCGACCGUGAAGAUCGUUUAGUGUAAAUUUAUGGUCGCAAAACGACUAUAAUGGUUGUUUUUUAUGGUCUCAUAGUGUAAUCUUUGUCUUGCUACCAAAUAUAGUUAUUUUGAAUGACUAUUUUUACAAAACGCUACUGACUUGUGAUGUUCCAUUUUAGUUGAUUGUCCUAGCAUCCUAUUGGUUUAUUGGUUAGAAUAUUUUAUUGCAUUAUUACUGAAGAAGCUUGAUCAUUAACUUUUUUUGUUUUUUCAUAUAAGUAUAUGUAUGUCUAUAGUUAUAUAUAAAUAAUUCUCUUGUUUCCCUUUGUUUCUUGUUGUGGGUUUUGAUCUUCUAUUCACACUUAAGUAGUCAAGUAAGGGAUUAUAUAAUGCUUACAAGUUACCCAUUUGGUAUGAAUUCAAUUGUUGAGUUUAGGAACUUGCUAUCAAUUAGGUUGAGUGGUUUGUGUUUAUAUUUUUUGUAUUGUGUUUUGGUUGGGAUGGACUGGUUGGUGUGCGUAAUGCGUGUACUUGGGCUUCCUGGCUGCAUUUUCUGGGUUGGGUUUGUAUGGCAAAUGGAUCAAUAGGUUGCACUAACAACAAUUAUGCAUCAAGAGAAAAGUGCAAAAAGUGCGGGCAACCAAAGGAGGUAGCGGCAAUGCCAGCGAUUGCAAUGCCUGGAGCUUCUCUCCCAACUUAUUCGCAUUAUUUUGCCAGGGUCCAAGGAGGAGGAGGAGGAGUAGCAGAUCAAAGAAUGAAUGUUGGAUUAAUAGGAAAUGGCGCUUUUCAACAGUCUCUUCCUUUGACCUCUAAUUGGCCUGUAGCAGGGCAGCCAGCUAAUACUUGGUCCUUUGGUGGAAAUCCUAAUCCUGGAAUUCCUUAUGCGAAUCCUACGAGUCAGCUUCUUUCGGUUCCCAAAGGAUGGCGUAAUGGUGAUUGGUUAUGUACCUGUGGUUUCCAUAACUACUCUUCCCGUGAACAGUGCAAAAAAUGCAAUGCUUUUCCACCAGGACUCGGAACAAAGCGCUUAGCAUCUGAGGAGUUUGUGCAUGACUGGGACAACAAGAGGUUAAACAUUGGACAUACACAAGGGCAACAUCAAUCACACCUGGGUUUCGAGCCUCUGGUGGGUGCUAUUGGUGACUCAAAACCUAUAGCGUACACUCCCUAUCCCAAUGUAAGUUUCGAUGCAGCUCCAAGUUUGCAAAACCCCAUGCAAUUGCCACACCAACCAACUGCUCCUACAUUACUUGGUAAAGGCAGUGCGAAGCAAUGGCGGGAAGGGGAUUGGAUGUGCAAAAGUUGCAACAAUCAUAAUUAUGCAUCUCGAUCGCAAUGCAAUAGAUGCAAAACAGAAAGAGACGGAGUAACACAGUCCGUCGAUACCAGUUAGCCCCACCCCGCCCCCGAGUAGAUUACAUAAUUGGUGUGAGCUGUGAUAAUAAGAUAUGUAGAAACACUCUAUAAUGAUCCCAAUGAAAUAGUCCUAGAAUUAGGGAGCAAUGUCAUCUCCAAUUUCAUGUUAUGUGCACAUUAGAUUUCAUCAAACACAAACACUGAGUGAGUUUUACUAUAAUUUAUUAAUACCCAAAACGAGAAACUAACUCAAAAAUGAUCAGCCUUGUGGUUUGACAGUCUUUGCUCCCACAUUGUCUGAGAUUCAAGUUCCUUGUGGUUGUGGGUAAAAUUUCAAUAUAUAUAUAUAUAGAUAUAUAAAUAUAUUAUAAUUUACAAUUUCUGGUUGUGUAUAUAUAUAUAUUCAUUUUUAGUAUCCUCUGUAUUUAAUAUUUAUGUAUUUUAAACUGCUCUUAUUUAUACAUAAUUAAAUAUUUAAAUUUAAAUCUGAAACUCAUCUAAUUAAAAAUAUGUACUGAAUAAUAUAUUUUAUUUUUCUAACUUAAAAAAUAAUUUAAAAAGGAGACAUAACUAAUUGAAAAUUUACCAUUUUGGUUUGAAUAUAUAUACAAAAUAGAAGUUGAAGAAUAAUAACUGAGUUCAUAAUCUUCAUAUCAUCGUCAUCAGAUUCAGAGCCAGAGAAGCUACAAAAUCUCUGAAAAAGAUAAGAUAAGAUAAAAAAGAUCCACAACAAAAGGAUCAACACAACACUGUUGAGAUUAUCAUCUAUGGCUCAUCAUCAUCAUCAAGAUCCCUUAAACAAAUUACCAGGAGAAAGAGGAGCAGAAUCCAACUGAUAAAGAUUAAGCGACGGUCCAACAAACCUGAACAGAAUCCAUCCUCCGAUGACGAUAAAGAUCGAAGCGUAAGCAAACUUAUUAAGCCAAUACAAAGCUCCUUUCUCUCCCACGUAAAGCUCCCAAGCUUUCUCCGGCAAGCUCAUCUCCUCCCACUUCUUCACCACCGGAGUAACAGCCUUCUUCGUCUUUGCAAACCUUUCGUCUUCUUCGCCAUCACCUUCCUCGCGAAGCUUCUUCGAUUUCCUUCUCGACGAUCGCCUUCGGAAUCUCACCUCGACUGUUUCAGGAGGCGGUGUUAUUUGCGAAGACGCUGCCGGAGUGGUGUCGUCGGAGGUGGAGUUGUUGAUGGGAGUGAAUCUGAGUGUCCGGCGAGUGUGAGGUGAGAAUAGUCGGCGGUGGUUUUGGAGAGAUAAGGUGGUCGGCAAUGGCGGAACUCUGGUGAGAGAGUUGAGGAGUUUGGGUUCCAUUGGUGAGUGAGU